AUGGUCACACAAGCGACCCUUGGCCCGCCGCCUCGCGCCUCUUCUGCUCGGUAUUCCGAUGCUAGGACACAAACGAGAAGACUCCCUCUCGAGUUCGACGCGUCCAAGGCGCACAUACAAGACUCGGACGACGGCGAGGAUGGACAGAGGAUCGUCAAGGUCAACACCGAUGAAGUGGAUGCCAUAGCCCACAAGCUUGAGGCUAUCCUGGAGUUUCUCUCCAACCACACAGAAUUGGUCAUAAAGCCGGCUUGCCUACAAGAUUCGCCCCCGCGCGCCGAGAGCGGUACAGAUUUGCCGACGCAGUCGAUUCUCACAAUCCAAUGGAACCAGAAGCGCGCGCGCAGUGAGGAGAACCGUCGAUCGGCGAGGAAGACACGAAAGACGACGCACGACAAGGCUGGGAAAGAAGGGACUGGUAACGAUGCGGGAAUGGAUGAAGACGAUCAGUCAUCAGACUCAGACUCGACGUGGGACUUUCCACAAGUGGACAUGGAUAAGGAUGACGAGCAAACGCACAGUCCGCCUGAGAGCGACGUUGGCUACUCAAGCAGCCAGCUGGAGGAUCAAGAGGAGGCCCUCCGAAUGAGGCUCCUAGCCCAGUUUGACCCUGCUGCUGUCUAUGUAGGCAGUGCUGGCACUCCAGCCGACAACAAGGGACAAAUUGAAGUUCCUGGAUCAAGCGCUGAGCAAGCUGGGCCAGCUCACGACAGAGGCUUUGAAGACCAGGCAGCGGUUCCUCCUGAAGGAGACACGAAUUUCAAGUAUCUGAGCAGUUCGUAG
Molecule: messenger RNA, 783 nt
Organism: Emericellopsis cladophorae
Lineage: Eukaryota; Fungi; Ascomycota; Sordariomycetes; Hypocreales; Bionectriaceae
Exons: 4
Coding region: 1-783 (260 amino acids)
Source: RefSeq, a predicted model, not a curated record